Molecule: messenger RNA, 1488 nt
Organism: Sclerotinia trifoliorum
Lineage: Eukaryota; Fungi; Ascomycota; Leotiomycetes; Helotiales; Sclerotiniaceae
Source: the annotation of a GenBank genome assembly
AGAAUUUUGAUAUCAGCAGCACAAGCCUUCCAUCCCGGCCCCCGUAACUAUCCAUGCAUCCCAAAAAAAUAAAUCUCCAUCUCCAUCUCCAUCACAAGCAUACGCCUCAACGCCCUUGCCUGCGGCAAUCCAUUGCCCUCUCCCAUUCCAAUCGCAAAUCCCUCUCAAUCUCAAAAAUGAUCUGUUCACGCUGUCUCUCCCGUCGACCAUUCUCCCACCUCUCCACCCAAUCCCGCACCUUCACAAGCACACCCCUCCUUCUCUCGGUCCCUCCAACAUCAACCCCCUCCUCCCCUCGAACCGUUUCUCCUCCCACCGCCACAUCCACCGGCGCCGCGCAACCCUUCUCCACACCUUUAUCACCUUCCCCUGCCGCUCUAGGCAUCUCUUCCUCUCCCUCCCAUAAGAAACCAGCUCCAAUACCAACUUCUAGUAUUCCCGCCGGCACAAUAUUAAAAGGAUUGAAUUAUCUCAAAGGACGCGAUGAUCCGGUCGCAUUGAAAGAGGAAGAAUAUCCAGAGUGGUUAUGGAGGUGUUUGGAUGAGAAGAAGCUGGUAGAGGGAACUGGGGAUGCGGGUGGUGAUGAAUUUUGUAUGUGUUUUUUUUUUCUUUCUACUUUUUAUCCUCUAUUUUCCCAAUUUCCCAAAUUCCCCCUUCUAUGGAGCUACAAUAAUUCCUUCAAUCCCUAUAAUUUCCCCUCCUUUUCUCCAAAUUUUAUACUAACAAAAAAAGCCAAAUCCAAAAAACUCCGCCGCGCAGCCGCAAAAGCCCGUCGCAAAGCAGAAGAACGCGCUCUCCUAUCCGGAGACACCUCGCUCCUCGAAGUCAAGGUUCCCUUCCAACAACAAUCGAUCGAUUUAGCUACAUCUGGGGAAGAAGCCCUGGAGCAGAGAGAGGAAUUAGUUAGGGCAAUGAGGAAGGAGAGAAGGGCGAAGAUUAAGGAGGGCAAUUAUUUGAAGGGCAUGUAGAUGUAGAUGUUGAAUUGGUAAUUGAGUUGAGGUUUGCGGAGAAGAUGGAUAGGAAAAAAGGUCGUGGGAGGGGAGGGAAAAGAGAGUUGAAAGUUCCAUUCGAAAUUGCAUUUGUAUUGCGCAUUUGACCCAAUUCGAAUUUCCUAGCGCUUGUAAGAGCUACGGACGCUUGUGGGAGCUUGAGUAAUGGAAUGCUAUCUCGUACGAUGAGAGGUUCUUGUUCUUAUAUAAGAUACUACCUACACAUAUGGCACAAAAUAUAGAGCAGGAGCAGAAGCAAGAGAAAGGGUAUACAAAAAAAAUUAAAAAAGAGGAAAAACCCCAACAAUGCAAUGUAGAAAGAAAACUACCUACCGACCUACCUAGCUACCUAGCUAGUAGAGCCAUCCUCACACGGAGCACUAGGGAUGAGGAAAAAUGUAAAUUUACAUCAUAUACCUAUGUAUAUCAAUACUGUAACUUACUGUAAUUGUAUACACAUACACAUUACUAGAUGCUAGAUACCAGACAUCAUUUAUAU